CAACGCCAGAGUACGUCGGGUGGGAUGGCUUCCGGCGGCGGCGUCGCCCGCGGCCGCCUCGCCGAGGAGCGCAAGUCCUGGCGCAGGAGCCACCCCCACGGCUUCGUGGCCAAGCCGGCGACGCUGCCGGAUGGGUCCGUCAACCUCAUGGUGUGGAACUGCAUCGUCCCCGGCAAGGAAGGAACUGAUUGGGAGGGAGGAUAUUUCCCUCUAUUUCUUAAUUUUGAUGAAAAUUACCCUACUCGCGCCCCUGUCUGCAAGUUUCCUACUGGCUUUUUUCAUGUCAAUGUCUACAGUACAGGUGCAGUGUGCCUGUCCAUCCUUGGUGACGGAUGGAAGCCUUCCAUCACCGUGCGCCAAAUUCUCAUAGGCAUCCAGGACCUACUUGAUAAUCCAAAUCCAGCAUCCUCUGCGCAGGGGCCAUGUUGUGAGCUCCUUACGAAGAAUUUGCCAGAGUACAAGAAUCGUGUUCGUCAGCAGGCCAAGCGGUAUCCUUUGCAUGUGUAACGGUGGACAGCUUUCAGCAACCAAGAUGGUAGAAUAACCAAGCGUUCGUUUUGCCGGAGUGGAACUUGUAGUGCCUGUGCUUAUUGUUGAUCAUAAGACUAAAUGCAGUGGUU
This is a messenger RNA of Panicum virgatum (switchgrass), 620 nucleotides long. RefSeq names its product SUMO-conjugating enzyme SCE1-like. Bases 25 to 507 code for a protein of 160 amino acids. The transcript is spliced from 6 exons. Gene Ontology annotation, cellular component: nucleus. The record is from RefSeq and is a predicted model, not a curated record. Gene Ontology annotation, molecular function: SUMO conjugating enzyme activity. Gene Ontology annotation, biological process: protein sumoylation. Lineage: Eukaryota; Viridiplantae; Streptophyta; Magnoliopsida; Poales; Poaceae.